UCUUUUUCGCGCUGCUCUUCCGAUAGAUGCAUUUGCUGUUACCAGAUGACUCAGUUUUGUAGAGGAGGCUUGUGGGAACAAGAGAUGACAACUUUCGUCAGAAUCAAACUGCCUGACUGUCUUACUGAAUUGGACAAAGUGAGAUGGAAUAAAGGCGUGGGUUCAUCACACCAGGGUUAAAAGGGCUGAAGCACCGGUUACGUGGACUACACAGAGGAUUGGGGAAACAAAGCUGAAGAUUUGACGCAUACCCUGAGUCUACCCCUUGCUACACCCCACCGGUAACGGGUGCACGUCUUCGCACGGGUCCAGGGUACAACUCAAGAUGUCCCUACUGUGAGCCCACCGGAGGCGGCCACUUUACGUACGGACCGCCGCGAAAAGGGGGGGAAAUGAUUAUGUAAUUACCCAGAUGGUUAUAUUUCAUGAGAAUUUUUGGCCAUAAGUAUAGCAAACCAAAAAUGAGAAUAUCGGGGCAAAUGGAUUGGAAUCGGCUCAUAAUAACCUUCCUGAUCCUGGAAAUAAGACUCACAUGCUGCAUGUCUCACCCAAAGGUUCCAGGGCUUCAGGCUAUUAUAAGGGCCGCAGAGCUCAAAGACUGCUGGAUAUGCACCCAUGGAGAUGCACAUUCUGAGGAGAAGAUUGCAUUAGUGGGAGGACCCAUUCCCCUCACAUGGUGGAGACAGAAGCCUAAAAUCGGUUGGGGCCCUACAUGGGUCAGUCAUACUGAUCUGGCUUGGAGGCCAAACAGGAGGGAAAAUAAUCACCAAGUCUCCCGAUACGAGAGGGAAUGGGAAAGGAACUGGUAUUCAAAAGGGGUGCCCGAAUAUGAAAUAGAAUCUUUUAUAGGCCAACAUCCCAUAUGCAUACAGAAUGAUAAAGGCACGGGUCGGCUUUUGGGAGAAAUCCCGAUUGCCCACUGCGCACAUACUUGGCUCUUUGAUAUGUCAACUGGAGAAUUUACACCAUUAGCUGAUGAUCACGGCCCGAAGCAGGAGGAGUGUGAUGGCAACGGCCCGGGUGAAGGGAACUACCCCCUUUUACAUGGAGGCAGUAUGAGGCACACAUUUAUCACAUUGUUCAAUUUCACUGAAGGGGCUUGGUUUGAGGAAUCAGAGUCAUUAUGGGGUCAUACCCUAUAUGUGCAUGACAGGAUGGGCAUUCUGAUCAAUAAAACAAAGGAGAAUCAUAUGACCUGUGAUGGUGGGACCUAUACGUGGGAAUCCCCAUUCUGGCAAAUUUGGCGCAGCAUAGCAUGUGCGUACCACAGGGACCCACGCAUAACCCAUGCAUGGUAUGGAGGUGGAGCUAAUAAGUCUGGAGAUUUCCACCUUGACAUAGAAUGUAAAACAGCACUGAACACAGGAGAGAAGAAGAUAAGGGCCCAAAGAUGGGGCUCAGGGAAUUUCCUGACCAUGUUCUUGAAUGAACCUGGGAUGUAUUGGCUUUGUGGGAAGGCAGCCUAUAAGGCAUUGCCACCAGGAUGGAGUGGUAGGUGUGCCCCAGCCUAUCUUGCUCCCAAGGUAGAACUACGCCAAACGCUAAAUGCAUCUGAAACUCUGAAUCUGGGUAGCUUUUUGCAUCGCGUCCACAGGGACGCCAGUAAUCCCCUUGUAGUUCGGAAUACCUGGUUCCAUCAGACUUGGCGAGUGCUUCUGCCAGGUUUGGGAGUGUAUGAAUUGGAGCAAGCCGUAAAAAACAUCUCCAAGGAAAUGGAGCAAACAUUUGAUGAUACUUUGGGGAACUUGAUGGAGUUACAGGAGGAGGUGGAUUCAUUGUCAAAAGUGGUAGUACAAAACCGGAAAGCACUUGAUAGUUUGGCUGCUCAGCAAGGAGGUGCUUGUUCACUGAUUGGUGAAAAGUGUUGUUACUAUGUGAAUAACCAAGGGAAAAUAGAUCAAUAGGUGCAUCUAAAAAUAGAAAAUAGAUGCAGCUAAACUAAAGGAGUCAAUCCAAAUCUUCCACAAUAUCGGGAGGCCUAGGUCUGAUUGGGAAUUGUGGGAUUGGCUCACAGGAUGGCUGCCUGACAUGUCUUGGUUGAAGUCAUUAUUUGUUAUUUUUCUUGUAGUAGUAAUGAUUUUGCUUCUGUUACCCUGUCUGAUACCGUGCCCAUCUAGAGCUUUACAAUCUACUAUCUCGGCAAUAGUUAGAAAGGAAGCCGCACCUCACAUAAUGGCAUUGUAUACAAACUUACCUCAGCAGGAGGAGCCAUAAAUGGCUCCUAAGGGGGGAGAUGUGAGCUGAGAAGUGCCUUUCCCCCCCUAAUCUUGUUGUAUUGUAGCUGCUUUGUUCUCAAGGAAUGAGGAAGUGCUUUCUGUUAAUUGUCUCAGUCUUCAUUCUGUAAAAUCGAAACUGCAUGCAUAUGCAAGAAUGUAUACGAUGUGUAACAAUGUGAUUGGUCCCCAGUUGACGCCCAACCAUGUAACUAUGCCAAAGUAUAAAAACUUGAAACAAAGGCAGCUGCGCGCGACUCUCUGAUCAGGCCGUGAGGCACAGAGGGGCGCCACCAGCGCUGGUUUGGUUAAUAAAGGUGAAUUUGCUUCCUUCA
Molecule: messenger RNA, 2548 nt
Organism: Hemicordylus capensis (graceful crag lizard)
Lineage: Eukaryota; Metazoa; Chordata; Lepidosauria; Squamata; Cordylidae
Product: endogenous retroviral envelope protein HEMO-like
Exons: 4
Coding region: 426-1904 (492 amino acids)
Source: RefSeq, a predicted model, not a curated record